Monoraphidium neglectum is the source of this 477-nucleotide messenger RNA. RefSeq lists its product as hypothetical. The record is from RefSeq and is a predicted model, not a curated record. The coding region runs from base 1 to 477 and encodes 158 amino acids. The transcript is spliced from 3 exons. Lineage: Eukaryota; Viridiplantae; Chlorophyta; Chlorophyceae; Sphaeropleales; Selenastraceae.
AUGAGCCUGCUUGUGCGUGCCCUUGGUGCCGCGCGCUGCGAGGUGGCGCCGCUGCUGCGCCCCGCCUGCGUGGCCAGCAGCGGCCGGCUGCUCUCCACCUCAUCCCCCGCUUCGAGCCAAAAGAAGGGAUUCACAGAACGCGUCGAGGACAUGGGCGCACGCGUCGAGGACGCGACUGAGCACAGCAGCACCGCCGGCAAGGCCGACGCCGGCGCGCGCCGCGCCGGCUUCGCCGUCCCGCCCCCCGGCCCCGACUCGUCCGACGCGCCGUCCCCCGGCGCGGCCGCGGCGAUGGGGCCGGGGGCGGGGAUGAUGGGGGGCGCGGACGACCUCGUUUCCGGGAGCGCGAGAGGGGACAAGGCGCGGGCGGCUGAGGGGAUGGACGAAAUGACGCAUGGGGCGGCGCCCGAGGCCCCCAAGCGAGACACGCACGACAAGGGCUCCUCCGCCCCUGGCUCGGGCGCCGCACAGCCCUGA